CAUUUUAGUAACAGAAAUGGGUUAUGGAAUAUUUGCAUUGUUUCUGCUAUAUAUAGCCUUUCUCUGUCAGCUAGUUUUCUCUUCUUCUUUACCUCAUUUGUGCCCCAAUGAUCAAGCCCUUGCUCUUCUUCAAUUCAAGCACAUGUUUACUAUAAAUUCUAAUGCUUCUAAUUUUUGUAUCGACAGUAUAAACGGCCAAAUAAAUUCAUAUCCGAAAACACUAUCAUGGAACAAGAGCACAGAUUGUUGCUCAUGGGAUGGAGUUUAUUGUGAGGAGACGACUGGACAAGUGAUUGAGCUUAACCUCACUUGCAGCCAACUUCAAGGCAAGUUUCAUUCUAACAGUAGCCUCUUCCAACUCUCCAAUCUCAAAAGGCUUGAUUUGUCUUAUAAUGAUUUUUACGGGUCGCUCAUUUCACCUAAAUUUGGUGAGUUUUCUAGUUUGACACAUCUCGAUUUGUCGGGUUUAGAUUUUACAGGUCUAAUCCCUUCCGAAAUCUCUCAUCUUUCAAAAUUAUAUGUUCUUCGUAUCUGGAAUUUUUUCACACAUGAGCUUAGAAUUGAACCUCACAAUUUUGAACUGCUCCUUAAGAACUUGACCCAAUUAAGAGAGCUUAACCUUAACUUUGUGAACAUAUCUUCCACCAUUCCUUUAAAUUUCUCUUCUUUUUUAACAACUCUAUGUCUCUCAGACACGCAGUUAUUUGGUAUAUUGCCCGAAAGAGUUUUCCACCUUUCCAACUUGGAAUAUCUUGAUUUAUCACCCAAUCCCCAGCUCACUGUUUGGUUUCCCACAACCAAAUGGAAUAGCAGUAUAUCUCUCAUGUAUUUAUAUCUUGGUGAAGUGAAUUUUACUGGUGAGAUACCUGAUUCCUUUAGCUAUCUAACUUCGCUGCAAAGAUUGAUCAUGAUAUCUUCCAAUCUCACAGGGCCCUUUCCUAAACCUAUAUGGAAUCUCACCAGCAUAAAAUGGUUAUAUCUUGGGGGAAAUAACUUGAAUGGCCAAAUUGAGUGCUUAUCUUGUAAUCAAAGUUGGACACAACUCACACAUCUAGAUUUUUCAUCCAAUUCCCUAACUGGUCUGAUACCUUCUUAUAUAUUCUCCCUGCCAUCACUAUAUGUGUUGAACUUGAGCAAUAAUAGUUUCACUGGUAAAAUUCAUGGUUUCAAGUCCAAAAUAUUGGGAAGCGUUGAAUUAAAACACAAUCAGCUACAAGGUCCUAUUCCAAAGUCACUCCUAAACCAGCAGAGCCUAGAAUAUCUUCUUCUUUCUCAAAAUAAUCUCAGUGGAAAGAUUGAUUCGACUAUUUGCAAUCUGAAAACAGUGAAAGUGCUAGAUUUAGGAAGUAAUAAUUUGAAGGGAACAAUCCCACAAUGUUUGGGUGAGAUGAGUGAACUUGAGACUUUUGAUUUAAGGAACAAUAGUCUCAGUGGAACAAUUAAUACAACUUUUAGAUUUGGGAACCGACUCAUAGGUUUUAACUUGCGUAGGAAUAAGCUAGAGGGGGAAGUACCACGAUCUUUGAUCAACUGCAAACAUUUAGAAGUUGUUGAUUUAGGUAACAAUGAGUUGAAUGACACAUUUCCAAAAUGGUUAGGAACUCUACCGAAUUUGGAGAUUUUAAGCUUGAGAUCAAAUAAAUUCCACGGUCACAUCAAAUAUUCAAAGAACAAAAACUUGUUUGUACAACUUCGAAUUCUGGAUCUCUCAUCCAACGAGUUUAGUGGGAAUUUAUCAGCAUGUCUUUUUGAAAAUUUCCAUGCCAUGAAAAUAAUUGUUGAGAACACCCAAGGGUAUGCACAAGAACUAUAUUACUCUCUGACAAUUACGACAAAGGGAUUGGAUCUUAAUUUUGUUCGAGCUUUGAUGAGUCCAAACAUAGUUAUCAAUCUCUCGAGGAAUAGAUUUGAAGGUCAUAUUCCUAGGAUUAUUGGAGAUCUUGUUGGACUUCGUUCGUUGAACUUAUCUCACAAUGACUUGGAAGGUCAUAUACCAGCAUCACUACAACAACUAUCUGUACUUGAAUCACUGGAUCUCUCAUCCAACAAAAUUGGCGGAGAAAUUCCGCAACAGCUAGCAUCCCUCACAUCACUUGAAGUCUUAAAUCUCUCUCACAAUCAUCUUGUUGGAUGCAUUCCUAGAGGAAAACAAUUUAAUACAUUUGAUUACAGUUCAUAUCAAGGUAAUGUUGGAUUACGUGGAUUUCCACUUUCAAGGGAUUGUGGUGGUGAUGAUGGGGCAACACAAGUGACAACUCCAAUUGAGCUAGAUCAAGAAGAAGAAGGAGAUUCAGCUAUGAUAAGCUGGCAAGCGGUUCUUAUGGGUUAUGGUUGUGGUCUAAUUGUUGUACUGUCUAUAAUAUACAUAAUGCUGGCAACCCAAAAUCCAGCAUGGUUUUCGAGGAUGGUUGAAGAAUUGGAACACAGAAUUAUUACAAGAAUGCAAAAGCACAAGAAAAGAAAUUAGUAUGUAACCUCAGGUAUUCAC
This is a messenger RNA of Lycium ferocissimum, 2488 nucleotides long. RefSeq names its product receptor-like protein Cf-9. NCBI's taxonomy places the organism in Eukaryota, Viridiplantae, Streptophyta, Magnoliopsida, Solanales, Solanaceae. Gene Ontology annotation, cellular component: plasma membrane. The transcript has a single exon. The record is from RefSeq and is a predicted model, not a curated record. Gene Ontology annotation, molecular function: protein binding. The coding region runs from base 17 to 2467 and encodes 816 amino acids.